UUUCAUCUCCCCGGCGUGUCCAAAGAAAAAGAGGCAUUUUCGCAGGCGGAUGCGAAAUACGCCAAUGAAUCUGAUUGAAUCUGCGCGCGUUUCGACGAAGUUGGCCUCACCCAGCCCUCCAUAACAUGGACCGAUUUAGGGCACGUCCCCUUCAGACGCUAUCUCUCACUUCUCGUCCGCCCUCACCGCAUGCCCUUGCCUGGUCAUGCGAUGCCGAGCUCGCUAUUGCAACGCAAGAAUCCAUUUACAUAUUCUUGCCCGACUUUCUGGGCGGCCACGAUGCCGAUGCUGAUGAGCGAGAUGCCUCUCAGUAUCAAUUUGCAUUGUCUCUCCAGCCAUCCUCCGUCAUAAACCCCAACACCAGGAUCAAUGGCCAGCUAUGUGCCCAGGCUGGUGUCAAACUACCAGCUCCCAAAACCGGCGAGGAGGGCAACUUUAGAGGCGUUGGCAACGGCGCAGUCACUGGGUCUGGAGCGGCUCUGGGACAGGUCAUCAGGGUAGAAUGGUCGCCAAGCGGAUUGGGCUGCAACUCGCGGCCGGUGCUGAUGGCCUUGACAACUACCGGAAACUUGAUCACGUUUGGAGAGCAGGCUGAUAGCCAGUCAACUGCCACAUCGAGCAUGAGAACGCGGACGUUUAAGAACUGGCGGAUGCUAUGGGGUUUGGGUGCCAAGCUGCCCAUACCCGAUUCCGAGUCCAAAGACGGCUAUCGGACCAUGGACGAGCGCAUCGUGUCUUUCUCAUGGGCCGGGGAGAUUGCGCCAGGAAGGGCCUUGUUGGCCUACAUGAAUGACUCGGGGCAGAUUAUCGUCAUGAGUGUUCAGUAUCACCUGCGACGAGACACUUCAAAGCGUGGUUCCGAGAAAGAAUGGAUUUGGACGUUGACGCAGCACGUUAGAAUCGACGGUAGCGGUCCUCAUAAGGAGGCGUCAGAUCCACACGACCCAGAUUUCACCCCUCAAGGCAGCGCAUUUUCUAUAAAAUGGAGUCCCUGGCUCAUCGAAGAUGGGUACAGGACGGCAACUAUUGCAUAUAUUGCCAAGAAUCAUGUUGGCUUCCGGAGAAUCAUACUAUAUGGCGACUGGGAAAGGGGUCAUCUUCCCGAUGUGGUAUCUGAGAAAAGCGACACCACCGGCAUAUGCCUGUCCCUCUCCAGUGACGCCUUGGUUGAGUGGGAGGAUGCAAUAUGGACUGAAGGAGACUCUCAUAUUUCUCGGGGUAUUGUAUCGACUCCGUUUGCUGUUAAGCCUUUUCAAGUCGUGCUCAAUGGUCCUUUGGCUGAGCCGGCACCUCCACACUCUGUCUGGGAGUGUGCCUCAGCAUAUCCUGAAUCAGAUGAACCAUCGACAAAUCCCAUCACAGGACUCGUUGUUCACGAUCCGGAUCCUGAAAACAAGCCUCCAGUCCCAUACUAUUCAUUGAUCAGGUUAUCCGCCACCUCUACGAACCUUGAUUGGUAUCAGACAAACCUGCCGGAAGGAAAUCUGCCACAGUGGGUGGAAGAUAUAGGGGAUCAACACGCCCGUCUCGUCUCUCGAUCUGCCGCGCUAUACGGCGUAGACUCGGAUUUCGAGUCAGACUCUGAAAACGGAGACGAUAGGACGAUGCAAGAGGCACCUCCAGCGCCAGCCGAGCCCGUAUUGCAGGUCCACCCUUACCGGUUUCGCCUCUGGGGCCUAGCCAAGUCCCCGGGCGACGGAUGCACUGCCGUGCUCGCGUCAAAGCACGACACCCAGCAUCCUGAUCGCCGGGGCAUCUCAAACGUACACUUUGACUGGCAAGUGCCCGCCGAUACAGAUGACAAGCCUCAGCGUAUCAGAAAAAUCUCCAAGCCACUCACGACUGAAGGUCGAGUGUGGGAGUGGAUGUAUGGCAUGGGAGAAGACGUGCCCGGCGUGACUCCCGGACAGAAAACAUCCACUGCCAGACUACAAAGUAGCCCAUUAAGACAGCUGUUCAAAGACGUGGUGGUGAGACUGCCAUGUGUAUUCUGUAGCACUCAGCUGUCAGUUAAGGACGACGUAGCUACCUGUGAGAAUCGACACGCAUUUGCCAUAUGCGCUACAUCCGGCAUCCCUAUCCUAGCACCAGGCAUCUCCCGCGUGUGCGGCGUCUGCAAGAUGCGCUGCCUCAAGGUAUCUGAGCUGGAGAAACUGGCGGAGGAGUACCUCGGAAGCGUAGACGCAGUGGGGGAUUCACAGGGGGAAGUGUGUGGUGGUUGUGGCGGCAAGUUUGUCAUCUGAGCUGGAUAGGCUGGGGAUUGAUUACUCUUGUUUCUAUUCGAGCAGCAGACGGGGGGUGAAUGGCUCGGGGGAGCAUAUGAUUGCUAAAUUGGCUUGGAAAUAAUGAGCGUGGUGUCCAUACUUUGGAGCUUGGGAUCGGGCUCAAAGUCAAUACCUUGUUUAGACAGAACUUUUCAUAAUCUGGUGUGAAAGAAAAGAAAUUUGAUUUAAUCUGUAUGCUCCAAAUAUG
Trichoderma asperellum CBS 433.97 is the source of this 2472-nucleotide messenger RNA. RefSeq lists its product as uncharacterized. Gene Ontology annotation, biological process: transcription initiation at RNA polymerase III promoter. Gene Ontology annotation, cellular component: transcription factor TFIIIC complex. The record is from RefSeq and is a predicted model, not a curated record. Lineage: Eukaryota; Fungi; Ascomycota; Sordariomycetes; Hypocreales; Hypocreaceae. Gene Ontology annotation, molecular function: histone acetyltransferase activity.